AUUUUCAAUGCCGUUAAUUGCUGUUGGCAGCAUUGAUCAAUUCGGGUCGACAUACCCUUUGGCUUUUGCGCUUGUAUAUGCCGAAACAAAAGAUUUUUAUUGCUGGUUGGCUCUUAUGGCUGCAAUAUCUACAGUAUUUUCCAAUACAAAGCAUCAAUUGUGCACGUGGCACAUUUUUAAAAACAUCAGAAAUAAGCUUAAGGGUAUCCAUAUUGACGAAUUUGUUCAAGCUGUUAGAAGACUUAUGUACGAUGAUCUUUCAGAACAUCAGACGAAUAAAGAAAUUACAGAACUGUGGACACGAUUUCCAAACACAAAACA
Molecule: messenger RNA, 321 nt
Organism: Racocetra persica
Lineage: Eukaryota; Fungi; Glomeromycota; Glomeromycetes; Diversisporales; Gigasporaceae
Source: the annotation of a GenBank genome assembly